Messenger RNA from Adineta ricciae, 207 nucleotides. The record is from the annotation of a GenBank genome assembly. NCBI's taxonomy places the organism in Eukaryota, Metazoa, Rotifera, Eurotatoria, Adinetida, Adinetidae.
AUGCCUCUGAAUGUGUUUAGCGUGGUAUGUUAUCAGCUGCUCGACAACAACGAUCAAAUCGAAUCAAACAAUUUGGAAAUAAUGUCACAAUUGGAUUGUCUUGGACAGAAGUCAAUGAUAAAAUUGUGUGUUUCAAAGCACAUGAUCGUUCACAUCCUCGAACAAAUGAAAUUUAUGCUGAACUUGAUCGUUUAUCGAAUGAAUUAA